Molecule: messenger RNA, 5579 nt
Organism: Lepisosteus oculatus (spotted gar)
Lineage: Eukaryota; Metazoa; Chordata; Actinopteri; Semionotiformes; Lepisosteidae
Gene: abcc5
Product: ATP-binding cassette, sub-family C (CFTR/MRP), member 5
Biological process (GO): transmembrane transport
Cellular component (GO): membrane
Molecular function (GO): ATP binding; ATP hydrolysis activity; ABC-type transporter activity
Source: RefSeq, a predicted model, not a curated record
GUUUGUUUUGGCCGUGGUAGAUGAUCUGGGAUCUGCGUUGGAAGGCAGAAGAGCAGCUGUUUGCAAGAGACCAUGAAGGACCUUGAGCUGGGAAAGGACUAUGUGCUCCCGAGCCCUGGGUACAGGGGAGUUUCCUGCAGGGACGCACAGCAGCCCAAGGACAGCAGCAAAUACCACUUACCCAAGGUGCAGCGCCCUUUGUGCCAGGAUGCCUUGGAGACAGCAGCACGGGCUGAGGGUCUGCCUCUGGAUACCAUGACCCUUCCUCACCUGAAAGAGCUGGAGGAAGACAGGCACAGGAGCAAGUACCACCACAGCCUCAGCCUCCUCAAGCCCAUCCGCUCCACUAACAAACACCAACAUCCUGUAGACAAUGCUGGUCUAUUUUCUUUUAUGACCUUCAACUGGCUCACUCCUCUGGCCUUCAAAGCUCAUAAGAAAGGGCAGCUCUUCAUGGAUGACAUCUGGGCAUUGUCCAAGUGGGAGAGUUCAGAGCUCAACAGCAGGAGGCUGGCGGCACUGUGGCAGGUGGAGCUGAAGAGCCGCGGGGACGAGGCCUCCCUGCACGCCGUGGCCUGGAGUUUCUGCCGCACCAGGCUGCUCCUGUCUAUAGUGUGCCUCAUGAUCACGCAGCUCGCGGGCUUCAGUGGACCAGCCUUUGUGGUGAAGCGCCUGCUGGAGUACACGCAGCAGAGCCAGCCCGACCUGCCCUACGGCUUGCUCCUGGUCCUGGGCCUGCUCGCCACCGAGGUCGUGCGCUCCUGGUCCCUGGCGCUCACCUGGGCUCUCAACUACCGCACCGCCACCCGGCUGCGAGGUGCCAUCCUCACCAUGGCCUUCCACAAGAUCCUGCGGCUCAAGAACAUCAGGGACAAGUCCAUGGGCGAGCUGAUCAACAUGUGCUCGAGCGACGGGCAGAGGAUGUUCGAGGCGGCAGCAGUUGGCAGUCUGCUGGCUGGUGGCCCUCUUAUUGCCAUCCUGGGCAUGGUGUACAACAUGAUCAUCCUGGGACCCACCUCACUGCUGGGCUCUGCAGUCUUCAUUCUCUUCUACCCUGCUAUGAUGUUUGUCUGUAGGCUUACAGCUUAUUUCAGAAGGAAGGGAGUGUCUGUGACUGAUAAACGGGUUCAGAAGAUGAACGAAAUUCUCAACUACAUCAAGUUUAUUAAGAUGUAUGCCUGGGUGAAGGCCUUCUCUCAUGGAGUACAGAGAAUUCGUGAGGAGGAGCGGAGGAUCUUGGAGCGUGCUGGUUACUUCCAGAGCAUCACUGUGGGUGUAGCGCCUAUUGUAGUGGUCAUCGCCAGUGUGGCCACCUUCUCCAUACACAUGCUGCUGGGCUACGACCUAACUGCUGCUCAGGCCUUCACAGUGGUCACAGUCUUCAACGCCAUGACCUUCGCUCUCAAAGUCACCCCAUUCUCAGUGAAGUCCCUCUCUGAGGCCUCUGUGGCUAUGGAGCGGUUUAAGAGUUUAUUUCUAAUGGAGGAGGUUCAAAUGAUUAGGGCUAAACCAGCGAGCCCCCACAAUGUCAUCGAGCUGAUAGGCGCAAGCUGCGCGUGGGACUCGGCCAGCUCCAGUGUCCAACCCACGCCGCGGGGCACCCCCAAGGUUAGCACAGGCAAGCGCAAGAGGCCGCACAGGGAGGAGGAGAAGGUGGAGCAGGCGGCGCUGGCGGAGCAGAGAGGCCAGUUACUGACGGAAAACGAGGAGCCGUCCAGUCCUGAGGAUGAGGGCCGAGCUAUCCCGACCAUCAGCCUGCGACUGCAUAGGAUUCUGCACUGCAUCGACCUCACAGUGCAGCAGGGCAAACUGGUUGGAAUCUGUGGAAGUGUGGGGAGUGGAAAGACCUCCCUGAUCUCUGCUAUUCUGGGACAGAUGACACUGCAGGAGGGCAGUAUUGCAGUGAAUGGGGACUUUGCCUAUGUGGCACAACAGGCCUGGAUACUGAAUGCCACCUUGAGAGACAACAUCCUCUUUGGGAAAGAAUACGAGGAGGAGAGGUACAAUGCUGUGCUGAAUGCGUGCUGCCUGAGGCCUGACCUGGCUAUUCUCCCCAAUGGUGACAUGACAGAGAUUGGGGAGCGCGGUGCUAACCUGAGUGGGGGUCAGCGUCAGAGAAUCAGCCUGGCACGGGCCUUGUACAGCAACAGGGCCAUCUACAUCCUGGAUGACCCCCUCAGUGCUCUGGACGCACAUGUGGGUAACCAUAUCUUCAACCAUGCCAUCAAGAAACAGCUCAAGCAGAAGACCAUCUUGUUCGUCACCCAUCAACUGCAGUACCUGGUGGACUGUGACGAUGUGCUCUUCAUGAAGGAUGGUAGUAUCACAGAGAAGGGCAGCCAUGAGGACCUGAUGCAGCUCAAUGGAGACUACGCUGCCAUGUUCAACAACCUGCAGCUGGGGGACGCCCCCUGCAUUGAGAUGAGUAACAAGAACACGAGCAACUCCUUGAAGAAGCCUUCUGAGAAAGCAGCCAAGGCUAGCUCUGUGAAGAAAGACAAGCCUGUCAGCAAGGAUGACGGCCAGCUGAUGCAGGUGGAGGAAAAGGGGAAGGGUUCUGUGCCCUGGUCAGUGUAUGGCAUUUAUAUUCAGGCUGCUGGUGGCCCCCUGGUCUUCUUUAUCCUCCUGUCUCUCUUCGUGCUCAAUGUGGGCAGUACAGCCUUCAGCAACUGGUGGCUCAGCUACUGGAUCAAGCAAGGCAGUGGGAACACCUCUGUGUUUCUGGGUAAUGACACAGUGGUGAGUGACAGCAUGAAGGAUAACCCUCUGAUGCAAUACUAUGCCGGCAUCUACGCUCUCUCUAUGGCCAUCAUACUCAUUUUCAAGUUUGUGCGUGGGAUAGCGUUUGUGAAGGGUACCCUGCGUGCCUCCUCCAGGCUGCACGACGAACUCUUCCGCAAGAUCCUGCGCAGCCCCAUGAAGUUCUUCGACACGACCCCCACUGGGCGCAUUCUCAACCGCUUCUCCAAGGACAUGGAUGAAGUGGACACCCGGCUGCCCUUCCAGGCAGAGAUGUUUAUUCAGAACGUGAUCCUGGUGUUCUUCUGCCUCGGGGUGAUUUCCUGUGUGUUCCCGUGGUUCUUGGUUGCAGUGGGUCCUCUGGUCAUCCUUUUCACUGUCCUGCACAUGGUUUCCAGGGUGUUCAUCAGAGAGCUGAAGCGCCUGGACAACAUCACCCAGUCUCCCUUCCUCUCCCACAUCACCUCCAGCAUCCAGGGGCUGACCACGGUGCACGCCUACAACAAGGGCGAGGAGUUCCUGUACAGGUACCAGGAGCUGCUGGAUGAGAACCAGGCACCCGUCUACCUAUUCAACUGCGCGAUGCGCUGGCUGGCUGUGCGUCUGGACGUCAUCAGUGUGGCUCUCAUCAGCAUCACCGGCCUCAUGAUUGUUCUCAUGCAUGGCCAGAUUCCCCCUGCCUACGCUGGUCUGGCCAUCUCCUAUGCUGUGCAGCUCACAGGGCUUUUCCAGUUCACUGUGCGUCUGGCCUCUGAGACCGAAGCUCGCUUCACCUCCGUGCAGAGAAUAAACCAUUACAUCAAGUCUCUGGACCUUGAAGCUCCUGCCCGCAUUAAAAACAAGGCCCCUCCAAAGGAAUGGCCGCAGGAGGGCGAGAUUGUGUUUGACAACACAGAGAUGAGGUACCGAGAGAACCUGCCCCUGGUGCUAAAGAAGAUCUGCUGCACUAUCCGGCCUAAGGAGAAGAUUGGCAUUGUGGGCAGGACUGGUUCAGGGAAGUCCUCUCUCGGCAUGGUGCUGUUCCGGUUAGUGGAACCCUGUGGCGGCUCCAUCAAGAUCGAUGGUGUGAAUAUCUGCGACAUCGGCCUGGCGGACCUGCGCAGCAAGCUGUCCAUCAUGCCCCAGGAGCCCGUGCUGUUCAGCGGCACUGUCAGGUCAAACCUGGACCCCUUCAAUCAGUACGAGGAGCAGCAGAUCUGGGACGCGCUGGAGAGGACGCACAUGAAGGAGUGUAUCACUCAGCUGCCCCUGAAGCUGGAGUCGGAGGUGGUGGAGAACGGAGAGAACUUCUCCGUGGGGGAGCGACAGCUGCUGUGUGUGGCCCGGGCCCUCCUGCGCCGCUGCAAAAUCCUGAUCCUGGAUGAGGCCACGGCAGCAAUGGACACGGAGACGGAUUCCCUGAUCCAGGAGACGAUCCGCGAGGCGUUUGAGGACUGCACCAUGCUCACCAUUGCGCACCGGCUGCACACUGUGCUGAACUGUGAUCGCAUCAUGGUGCUCAACCAGGGACAGGUGGUGGAGUUUGACGAGCCAUCCAAGCUCCUGCUGAAUGAGAACUCGCGCUUCGGUGCCAUGCUGGCUGCUGUGGAAAACAAGAUCACCGUGAGAGGCUGAAGGUCGAGCGCCCACGCCCACGAGGGGAGAAGAGCAUCCUGCCCGAUGUUCACACCACACACUGCAGGGGGCGCUGUGCUCCGCCAGUACAGGGACCCGAGUGGCACAGAAAUGUUGCCGCUGGACACGGUCCUGACUGAACUGCCUCCUCUGCUGUUGAUCUGAAACGCACUCUGAACUGAUCCAGUCAGGGAACCAGCGAUACUGUAAUGUUUGAGUUUCUAUCAAAACAAAGCUUUACAUGUGUAGCUAUAUUUACACAGGUCUGUUUUAUAGAAUAUAUAUAUUUACAGUGAAAUGUAAAUGUAAGCUAAGUUUAUUUUGUACUGACUUUAUAUGUACAUAUUCACUGGAUGUAACAUGUUCUUGAUUUCAUAUUUUUAUGUUCCAGCCUUGUAGUCUGAUAUUUGUAUUUAGUAUUUUAACAUCUUAUGAAAUGUAUAAUUAUGUGCUUGUCAUCUGGUAUCCAGCACCUGAUGAAAUGCUUUUCCACCCACUUCUACUGCUGGGUAGAGCUGCUCUCUCCAACCUGUCUCUGCCCCAGGCUCUGAGGUGGUCUUGAUUUUUUAUUUUUUUGAGAAGGUAUGUGACUUGUCAUUGCACUGUUAGACUGGGAGCCAGUCUGCACCAGGCUUUCAGCACUGCAGGUCUGUGCUGUUUCAGGGCCAAUGACUCAAGUCCUGUUGAGGUGUGACCUCUACGAGAGGCCUUGUCUGCGGACCGAUUGUUUUACCCUUCUGUGUUUAGUCUUGAGGAAAUCGUCCUUUCUUGUCGAGUGUCUUCUUGACCCGUUGAUUACAGUGUCGUAAUUGUCUCCUCCCUGUCGAGGAGUGUGGGAUCCCAGCUGUCCGUCACUCAUGCGGUGUGCCCGCAGGAUCCAAUCCAGGCUCGCUAGCGGGAUUGUUCACAUCCCAGAGCCCUUCCUAGACUGUAGUAACACUCUUCUGCCUGCUGGGGGCAGAUUUGCUGUAUAGCGUAACCACAGCUGUGCUGUAACAUCAGAGAGUCAGGUGUGUGCUGUUCCCAUGGAAGUUGUCUUAAGAUUCUGUACCCGUUCAUGGGUUCGUACUGUAACUGUAGUGGCUUCCCAGGAGGCCCGGCUGAAUGUCUGUGUGUUGUUUGUUUUUUUUUUUUGACUUUUUAUAGCCUUAGCAUGACUACAUUAUUGCCUUGUGAGAGAAAGAGGAGAGAUGAGAACAAAAUAUUAAAAUUAUUUUGGGAGUUUA